GACAGCGGCUUUUACAAAGUCCGUCCAUUACUUGAACAACGUAAUCAGCUGUAAGCAUGACGUUGAAUGAUACAGAAGUGCAACGUCAGAUUCGCCACAUGAUGGCCUUUAUAGACCAGGAAGCUCGAGAAAAGGUGGAGGAGAUAGAUGCCAAAGUUCGUUGAUUAAUUGUCUAAUGACAUUAUAAACUUCUGCAGGCCGAAGAAGAGUUCCAAAUAGAAAAGUCCCGUUUAGUACAAAAUCAGCGGCUCAAAAUAAUGGAGUACUACUCAAAAAAGGAAAAACAGAUAGAACUGACCAAGAAAAUUCAGGAUUCCAACUUAAAAAAUCAGUCUCGUCUUAAGGUUUUGCAGAGCAGAGAAAAUCACAUUGAAAUGUUGCUUAAGGAAGCCCGGGAACGUUUACGGAUGGUUACCAGAGAUCGGGAUGUUUAUCAGAAGUGCCUUUCAGGACUUGUCUUAGAGGGGCUUUUCCAGUUACUGGAACCAGAAGUUAUUAUCAGAUGCCGUCAGGUUGACCGUGAUUUAACUCAAAAUGUUCUACCAGAAUGUGUUGCCGCCUAUCGAAAGCAGACGGGUACUGAUUGCAGAGUCACAAUCGAUAACAACUACUUACCUGAUAGCCUAGCUGGCGGAAUUGAAGUUUACAAUAAAGAUGGGCGUAUUAAAGUAGUAAACACGUUGGAAAGUCGUUUAGAUCAAAUUAGUGAACUUUUAAUGCCACAACUACGUGAAAUUUUAUUCGGAGUAAAUGAAGGUCGAAAAUUCCGCAAUUAAUUGAAUGAUUAGUCCAAUUGUCUAUUUCCGUUAACGACAACAUCUAGCAUAAUAAAUAUUUAUCUUUAUUUCCUUUUAGUAUCUGUUUAUUGCACUAAAUACUUGAUUUAUUAUUAUUACCGUUUGUUAUAUUAUUGCAUGUAUGGAAUUUGAAACAUUUAAUUUCAAUCUUACCAUAAAUACUACUAUAUGAUUUUAAGUUUACUCUUCUACUUAAAUUCAUUCUGUAAACCUUUUUCGUUAAAUCAAAUAAAAUGUCGGUAAAUGG
Molecule: messenger RNA, 1044 nt
Organism: Schistosoma haematobium
Lineage: Eukaryota; Metazoa; Platyhelminthes; Trematoda; Strigeidida; Schistosomatidae
Exons: 7
Coding region: 258-776 (172 amino acids)
Biological process (GO): proton transmembrane transport
Cellular component (GO): proton-transporting two-sector ATPase complex, catalytic domain
Molecular function (GO): proton-transporting ATPase activity, rotational mechanism
Source: RefSeq, a predicted model, not a curated record